CAGGGAGGAGCAGCUCCCGGUCCGGGGAGCGCAGCCCCUCUCCCGAGUCCCCCGGGACACCCCCCUCCCCUGCCCGUACCGGCGGGGGUGCCGGCCCAGCCCCAUCUCCCUCCCCCCGCUCUCCCCGCCCCGGGGCCGUUCCCCUUUAAGGAGGCGGGUCCGGGGGAGCGCUCGGCCGGACGAUGCUCCGCGUCUUCAUCCUCCGCGCAGAGAAUGUCCGCACGGCGGACGCGGACAUCAGCGACGCGUACUGCUCCGCCAGCCUCGCAGGGGUGAAGAAGAGGACGAAAGUCAUCAAGAACAACAUCAACCCUGUAUGGAACGAGGGCUUCGAGUGGGACCUGAAGGGAUGUCCCCUGGACCCGGCUGCCGAACUCACCGUCGUCGUCAAAGACCAUGAGACCGUGGGGAGGAACAGGUUCCUGGGGGAAGCGCGGGUGCCCCUGCGCGAUGUGCUCUCCUCGCCCAGCCUGGCCGCCUCCUACAACCUGCCGCUGCUGGACUCCAGGGGACAGAGCACCGGGGCUCUCCUCAGCCUGCAGGUGUCCUACAUCCCCCCGCCAGGUGCCGUCCCCCUCUUCCCUCCUCCGGCCCCCCCUGAGCCGGCACCGGCCGCUGCUGAGCCUGACACGGUCACCGAAACGGCCGGAGAGGAGGAGACAGAGGAUCAGGUGGCAACGGGGGAUGAGACGGAGCCCUCGUCGGCCUCAGGGCCACCGGGGUCUGAGCCCCCAUCGCUGCCCCGCAAACCCCCCCUGCACCAUAUCCAGGGGGUGAGGAGGAGGAGGAAGAGCUCAACCAAAAAGCCUCUGUCCAACAAGCCACAGGAUUUCCAGAUCAGGGUGAGGGUCAUUGAGGCCCGGCAGCUCCCCGGGGUCAACAUCAGGCCUGUGGUGAAGGUGACAGCCGCCGGGCAGACGAAGAGGACCAGGAUACGCAAAGGCAACAGCCCCUUCUUCGACGAGACCUUCUUCUUCAACGUCUUCGAGGCGCCGGCCGAGCUGUUCGACAUGCCCAUCUUCAUCACGGUUGUGGACUCUCGGUCAUUCCGGGCAGACUCGGUGAUCGGGGAGUUUCGGAUGGAUGUCGAGACCGUUUACUCGGAGCCAAAACACGCGUUCCUCAGGAAGUGGCUGUUGCUCUCGGACCCGGAGGAUUUCUCCGCGGGGGCCAAGGGCUACCUGAAGGUCAGCCUGUUCGUGCUGGGGCCUGGAGAUGAAGCUCCCCUGGAGAAGAAGGAAAUAUCUGAGGACAAGGAGGAUAUUGAGGGCAACCUCCUGCGUCCCACCGGGGUCACCCUGAGAGGGGCUCAUUUCUGCCUGAAGAUCUUCAAAGCCGAAGAUUUGCCCCAAAUGGACGACGCCGUCAUGGACAAUGUCAGGCAGAUCUUCGGCUUCGAGAGCAACAAGAAGAACCUGGUGGAUCCCUUUGUGGAAGUCAGCUUCGCGGGCAAGAUGCUCUACUCCAGGAUCCUGGAGAAGAACGCCAACCCGCAGUGGAACCAGUGCCUGACGCUGCCGGCCAUGUUCCCGUCCAUGUGUGAGAAGAUGAGGAUCCGGGUGACUGACUGGGACCGUCUGACGCACAACGAUGUCAUCGGCACUGCCCACCUCUGCAUGUCCAAGAUCUCGGCCCCUGGCGGGGAGCUGGAGGAUGAGUUUCCUGCUCUUGCGAAGCCUCUGAAAGCCGCAGACCUGGACGACGGGCUCGGGUUCCUGCCGACCUUCGGUCCCUGCUACAUCAACCUCUACGGCAGCCCCCGCGAGUUCACCGGCUUCCCCGACCCUUACGAGACUCUCAAUUUAGGAAAGGGCGAAGGAGUGGCGUAUCGCGGCAGGAUGCUGGUGGAGCUGGAGACCAAACUGGUGGAGCACGUGGAGCAGAAGGUGGAGGACAUUUCCGCGGAUGACAUCCUGCGGGUGGAGAAGUACCUGCGCCGUCGGAAGUACUCGCUUUUCGCUGCCUUCUACUCGGCCACCAUGCUCCAGGACGUGGACGAUGCCAUCCAGUUUGAGGUCAGCAUCGGCAACUAUGGCAACAAAUUUGACAACACCUGCCUGCCCUUGGCCUCCACCACCCAGUACAGCCGGGCCGUCUUCGAUGGUUGUCAGUAUUACUACCUGCCCUGGGGCAACGUGAAGCCCGUGGUGGUGUUGUCAUCCUACUGGGAAGACAUCAGCUAUCGGACCGACGCUCAAAACCUUCUCCACCACGCGGCGGACAGGCUGGAAGCCAACCUGGAGAAGGUCCACCUUGCCCUCAAGGCCAACUGCUCGCCCAGCGAGCUGGACGCGCUGGCUGCCCAGCUCAUGGAUGACGUUAUCGCCGACUGCAGCCUGAGCCUGCCCGACGUGCUGGGGAAGGCGGCCAGCACCCACCUGGACCAGAACAUGUACCGCUUCCGCAGCUCCAACCUGGAGCAGAUGGUCAAGGCCGCCCUGAAGCUCAAGCACGAGGACUCGAGCCUGGCGGUGGCCCUGGAGCAGGCGGAGGACUGGCUGGCCAGGCUGAAGGCCAUGGCCGAGGAGCCCCAAAACAGCCUGCCCGACAUAGUGAUCUGGAUGCUGCAGGGGGACAAGCGCGUGGCGUACGCCCGCGUGCCGGCCCACCAGGUCCUGUUCUCCAGGAACAUCUCCGGCUGCUGUGGCAAGAACUGUGGGAAGCUGCAGACCAUCUUCCUCAAGUACCCCCAGGAGGAGGCGAUGGGGCCCAGGAUCCCAGCCCAGCUGCGGGUCCAGCUCUGGUUCGGGCUGUCGGUCGAUGAGAAGGAGUUCAACCAGUUUGCCGAGGGGAAGCUCUCUGUCUUUGCUGAAACUUAUGAGAACCAGACCAAGCUGGCGCUGGUGGGGAACUGGGGCACCACUGGCCUGACCUACCCCAAAUACUCAGAUGUCACCGGCAAGAUCAAGCUGCCCAAGGACAGCUUCCGUCCCUCCACGGGCUGGACCUGGGCCGGGGACUGGUUCAUCUGCCCGGAGAAGACGUUGCUGCACGAUGUGGACGCCGGGCACCUGAGCUUCGUGGAGGAGGUGUUUGAGAACCAGGUCCGGCUGCCGGGAGGCCAGUGGAUCCACAUGACUGAUGCCUACAGCGACGUGAACGGGGAGAAGGUCCUGCCUAAGGAUGAGAUUGAGUGUCCUCCUGGCUGGAAAUGGGAAGACUUGGAGUGGGACACGGAUCUCAACAGAGCAGUGGAUGAGAAAGGCUGGGAAUAUGGCAUCACCAUCCCGCCGGACCGCAAGCCCAAGGCCUGGGUGCCGGCCGAGAAGAUGUACCACACCAACCGGCGCCGGCGCUGGGUGCGGCUGCGCCGGCGGGACCUGGCGCAGAUGGAGGCCAUGAGGAAGCACAAGCAAGAGGAGCUGGACGGGGAGGGCUGGGAAUACGCUUCGCUCUUCGGCUGGCGCUUCCACCUCAAGUAUCGCCGGACAGACACCUUCCGCCGCCGGCGCUGGAGGCGCAGGAUGGAGCCACUGGAGCGCACCGGGGCCGCUGCCGUCUUCGCCUUGGAGGGGGCACUGGGGGGAGUGACAGAUGACAAGAGUGACGAUGGCAAAUCCAUCUCCACCCUCAGUUUCGGCGUCAACAGACCCACCAUUUCGUGCAUAUUUGACUGUGGGAACAGGUACCACCUCCGCUGCUACAUGUACCAGGCGCGGGAUCUGAUGGCCAUGGACAAGGACAGCUUCUCAGAUCCUUAUGCCAUUGUCUCCUUCCUCCACCAAAGCCAGAAGACAGUGGUGAUCAAGAACACCCUGAACCCCACCUGGGACCAGACACUCAUCUUCUAUGAGAUCGAGAUCUUCGGGGACCCCCAGAAUGUGUCUGACUCCCCUCCCAACAUCGUGGUGGAAAUAUAUGACCACGACACCUACGGUGCGGAUGAGUUCAUGGGGCGCUGCAUCUGCAAGCCCAGCCUGACCCGCUCGCCGCGGCUCUCCUGGCACCCGGUCAUCAAGGCCAACAGGAACGUCGGGGAGCUGCUGGCUGCCUUCGAGCUCAUCCAGAGGGAGAAGCCAGCUGUCCAUCACAUCCCUGGCUUCGAGAGCGAGCUGGCCUCCAGCCUGGACGAGUCCGCGGACCUGGACCUGCCGUACCCCCCGCCCCAGCGGGAGCCCAACAUUUACAUGGUCCCCCAAGGAAUCAAACCGGUGCUGCAGCGCACGGCCAUCGAGAUCCUGGCCUGGGGGCUGAGGAACCUCAAGAGCUACCAGCUGGCCAGCGUCACCUCCCCCAGCCUGAUAGUGGAGUGUAGUGGGCAGCUCGUGCAGUCCUGCGUCAUCAAGAACGUCAAGAAGAACCCCAACUUUGAUGUCUCUGUGCUCUUCAUGGAAGUGCGUUUACCCCAGGAGAGCCUGUACAGCCCCCCCAUCAUCAUCAAAAUCAUUGACAACAGGCCGUUUGGCCGAAGGCCCGUGGUGGGACAGUGCACCAUCCGCUCCUUGGAGGACUUCUACUGUAACCCCUACGAAGAGGAGACGAGUGGUCCCCAGGAGCCCUCAGAUGACGUGAGCCUCACGCCCAGGGAUGACGUCCUCAUUGACAUUGAUGACAAAGAGCCUCUUAUUCCUGCGCAGCUUGCAGAGGGUAUGACCAGCUCAGCACUAAUUAACAUGCCAGCCGCUUGGGCCCAGCCUCAUAAGAUACCGUGGGAGGAAGAGUUCAUUGACUGGUGGAGCAAAUUCUAUGCUUCCAUGGGAGAGAGAGAAAAAUGUGGCUGCUAUUUAGAGAAGGGCUUCGACACCCUGAAGGUCUACGAGACAGAGCUAGAGAACGUGGAGGAUUUUGAGCAUCUCUCUGACUUCUGCCACACGUUCAAGCUGUACCGCGGCCGGUCACAGGACCUGAGCGACGACCCCUCGGUGGUGGGGGAGUUCAAGGGUUCCUUCAAAAUUUACCCUCUCCCAGAUGACCCGCGAGUCCCGGUGCCGCCUCGGCAGUUCCACCAGCUGCCGGCCAGAGGACCCCAGGAGUGUCUCAUCAGGGUCUAUGUCAUCCGGGCCUUUGGCCUCCAGCCCAAGGAUGCCAAUGGGAAGUGCGAUCCUUACGUGAAGAUUUCAGUGGGAAAGAAAUCCAUAAAUGACCAAGAAAAUUACAUCGCCUGCACGCUGGAGCCUGUCUUUGGAAAGAUGUUUGAGCUGAGCUGCACCCUGCCCCUGGAGAAAGACCUGAAGAUCACGCUCUAUGACUACGACCUCCUCUCGAAGGAUGAGAAGAUUGGGGAGACCGUCAUAGACCUGGAGAACCGGUUCCUGUCUAAAUAUGGGGCACGCUGUGGCCUCCCCCAAACCUACUGCGUCUCUGGACCCAACCAGUGGCGAGACCAGCUCCGUCCUUCCCAGCUGCUUCACCUCUUCUCCCUGCAGCACAACUACAAGGCUCCUGUCUACAAGUCCGACCGGCUCACCUUCAGGGAUCAAGAGUACAUCCUCUCUGAGCUGGAGGACGGCAAAGCCCUGAACCCGCACCUGGGGCCGGUGGAGGAGCGUCUCGCCCUGGCCGCCCUGCGCAAGCAGGGGCUGGUGCCCGAGCACGUGGAGACCAGAGCCCUGUACAGCCCUCUGCAGCCGGACAUCGAGCAGGGAAAGCUACAGAUGUGGGUGGACCUGUUUCCGAAAUCUCUGGGGCUGCCCGGCCCCCCUUUCAACAUCACGCCACGCAGAGCCAAGAGGUUCUUCUUGCGCUGCAUCAUCUGGAACACCAAGGACGUCAUCCUUGAUGACCUCAGCAUCACUGGGGAGAAGAUGAGUGACAUCUACGUCAAAGGCUGGCUGGUUGGCCACGAGGAGAACAAGCAGAAGACAGAUGUGCACUACAGGUCUAUGGGAGGAGAGGGCAACUUCAACUGGAGAUUCGUCUUCCCCUUCGACUAUCUCCCUGCUGAGCAAAUGUGCUACAUUGCAAAGAAGGAGCACUUCUGGAGCUUGGACAAGACAGAAAACAAGAUUCCACCGCAGCUUAUCUUCCAGAUCUGGGACAACGACAAGUUCUCCUUUGAUGACUAUUUGGGCUCCAUCCAGAUGGACCUCAACAAGAUGCCCAAACCUGCCAAGACGGCUGAGAAGUGCUCCUUGGAGCUGGUAGAUGAGACCUUGGCCUCAAGUCGCUUUGUGUCACUCUUCGAGCAGAAAACCGUCAAGGGCUGGUGGCCCUGCGUUGCUGAGCAGGAUCACAAGAAGAUCCUGGCGGGCAAACUGGAGAUGACUUUGGAAAUUGUGGCCGAACAAGAGCAUGAAGAGCGGCCAGCUGGCGUAGGGCGGGAUGAGCCGAACAUGAACCCCAGGCUGGAGGACCCCAAGCGCCCAGAGACGUCCUUCCUGUGGUUCACCUCCCCGUACAAGACCAUGAAGUACAUCCUGUGGCGUCGGUACAAGUGGGUGGUUAUCCUGGCCAUUGUGUUCUUCAUUUUGCUGCUCUUCCUGGGGAUCUUCAUCUACGCCUUCCCGAACUACGCUGCUAUGAAGCUGGUGAAGCCUUUCCACUGAAGCCGUGCCGGAAGGCGCCCGGAAUGUUCGGUGCCUGCCGGCGCGUUUUGGGGAGAAGCUGUGGCCUGUGCACCGGAUCGCACCCAUGGAUGGAGGUGGGGCAGGAACCGCCUCUCUCAGCCCCGACGCUGCUGCCAACACGCAGAAAAAUGAAGAUACAACCAACCCUGGUGCUGUAUGCAGAGUCCCACCUGCAGCACCCGCCUCGGAGCAGCACGUAAAACACACUUACUCUGAAACAUUUCAUGGUUUACUUCUUUGUCUGUCUCUUUUUUUUUUUUUUCCCAAACUUUUUAGAAGUUUUCUGUUAAUCUGCUGUGGUUUGUAGAGCCUGAACACCAGUGCGGAACUGGAGAGAGGGGAAAAGGACGUUUUGCGGUGUGUUCUGCGAGCGCACCCGGGGCUUAGCGGAGGAGUCUCGGGCAGGCGGCGCUGGCAGCGCCUCCAACCCAACGUGUCCCAGGUUCUCAGCACACUUUUCCUUGCACUCGGAACCAGCCUCUGCUUCCCCUCGCCAUGCAGUGUGUAUUACCUGCUUUAUAGGAGUAUAAAACCUACUGCAGAUGAAAUGUGCUGCAUACGUUGCUUUUCCAAAGAGAGCAAAAGCCACAGGACCCGGGGAAAAGGCUGAGAUGCAAAACGUCGGCAGGGGUUGGUUGUAACUGCUAAACCAAAACUCCUGUUGAAUUCUGUGCAGCUUGCAUGGUCUGACUCAUGGUUUUUGGAGCUUGUUUUCCCUUUGAGCUGCUCUUUCACCUCUACAGCCCCACAUCCCUCCCUGCAAAACCAGGCCUGUAGUGGUGGAGACUGGAGUCAGGCUGAGCCUGACCCUGAGCAUCCCCAGGAGCAAAGCUUGGCUUUUAGACUUGGCUUUUCUCCUCACCUGCUCUCUGCAACCCCUGCGGCUGCAGCUGGGCCUAUGUAUUUGUCUUUCUUCUUUUUCUCCUGUGCUCCAAACACGCUCAUCAAACAGCACAAAGCGCCUGCAGAGCUCGCUGCGCCUGGGCGCCAACGGGCAGAUCCCCGCGCCUUUGGGAGCGGGGCGGCUGGGUUUCUGCUCCACAAACAGCUCCCGAUGAGCCGAGUCCUGUGGGUCUCGCUCAGCCUCCCCCGAGCAAACGGCACCCGCGACGGGGCCGGGACUGCAGUGCUGGGACACUUCUGGUUUUUAUUCCCUCCUCCUGUCCGUCUGUCUCUCUGCAAUCAGACGGAUUCUAAUCAAAGCAGCAUUAGCCUCAAAUUGUCACCCCGCAUCCACUCAUCCCGCAAGAGGGACAUCAAGCAUGAAAGCAAAUGUCCCUUAGAGAGACAAACGUCCUGCUGCUCCGGCGUCAUGUGGCUUUUGCUGCGGUCCCUCUGAUGAUAAAUAGAUGUUUCCCCGCUGCCCUUCAGCAGGACGAGACGCAUCGUCCUCGGUUGCGUUUGUCCCCUGGAGCUGUUGCUGCUCAGCCUGACACGUGAGAACAAGUAGCAGCGAAAAGUGAUCCUGGGGGAUCAGAGUUUCUCAGGACAAACUGUUCUAAUGUCGGCUCCUGCUCCAGCAAAGCACUUAAGCCUGCGCUUAGCAGAAAGCAGGGGAAAAAAAAGCCCACGCCUAAUUGCUUUGCUGGAUUGGGAUGAGCAUUAAAGCCCUGGUUAUUCAGCUCUGUAACAGCACCCAGACUGCACGGGGCGGCUCGUCCCAUGUGUGACGAUGGUGCCUGUGACACAGAACCUGCGGCAAUAAAACCUGUCCUUGCUGCCGGGAUUCGGCUCAUCCAGCGCCCCUUGCCCCAAAGCAGCAGCUGUGAAGGCGGCUCUGGGCUUGCACACCCCAGGGUGGGUGUUUCAUUUUACCAGCACAGUCAAAUGCUUUGUUUUUUUGCAUUUAUUCUGUUUUUUUCCUAAAAAUCUCCCAACGUCAUUUCCAUCCACACCCCCAUUUAUUAAGCACCAUCAAACUACCAGAUCUUGGUCAAAUUCUCUGUAAUACUUUCUCCUCUAGGAUCUGAUGAGCUGGUGCUUGUGUUUGCACCUUUCUUAAUGAGUUUCAUAUUUAAUGGAUUUGGGGCUGGUUGUUCCUCGCACCCGCUCCGCCAGGCCCACGCGCUGCCAGGGAGGGGCUGUGUGUGUCGCCAAGGGCUGGCACAGCUCCCUGUCCACAGCGCCAAAUCAGGGCCGUUAUUUCACUUCCUUGCUUUGGUUUGCGGGGAUCGGGAAAUUCCCCAUCUCUGUGACCUUUACUUAUUUCAGAAAUCAAAUCUUGGUGCCAAGAGCCCCAGAGAAAUCACAGAAGCAUUUGGGUUGGAAGAGACCGUUAAGGUCACCAAGUCCAACCAUAACCCAACUCGAACACUAAACCACGUCCCUAAGAACCUCAUCUGUACGUGAUGAGUGACCCUUUGAGUGCAAAGCUGCGUAUAUCUGGUUGCUCAUCACCCAACCUAUCAUGACAACCACUGUCUAUCCCAGCAGAGACAAGCAACCCUACCAAAACACGCUCCUGUGUUACUUAUGUUUAACUAGCAACCUGAGCUGGUGAAGAUGUCCCUGCUCACGGCAGGGGUGGCACUGGAUGAGCUUUGAAGGUCCCUUCAACCCAAACUGUUCAAUGAUUUGGUGAUUCUUCACAGACCAUGUUUUAUUCCCCAGCACUUUGCAGCAGCUCAAAUUAAAAUGGGUCAUUAGUGAUGGGGGAAGCAGGAUCCAGAGCAUCCCGUUGCAGGAGGACAAGGAGAGGGUUACAGCCCUGGGCACAAUCCUCCGUGCUCCCAGUCCGGGCUGCAGGGCCGCUUUUCACACCGAGAUGAUUCCAUGGGACUGUGGUGGAUAAAAGCACGUUUGACCAUCUGAAAAUACCAGAUCAACCCCAUUUGCAUUGCUGCUUGAACAGCCACAUCCACCUGUUCACCUGACUGUGUAGCUUGGUUGUGUCUCUCCACCAAAGCCAGCCAGGAGGUAGGACCUACAUUAACUGUUCCCUGUGGCUCCUUGUUAUUCAGGGGUUUGAAAUGCCCAAAAAUGUCUGUAUCACCUGUCUAUGCCUUAUACACAAUGAUGCAAAUCGCACUGUGGUUAUAAAUGAAAUGCUCUGAAACCUC
Molecule: messenger RNA, 9565 nt
Organism: Columba livia (rock pigeon)
Lineage: Eukaryota; Metazoa; Chordata; Aves; Columbiformes; Columbidae
Gene: DYSF
Product: dysferlin
Exons: 57
Coding region: 183-6485 (2100 amino acids)
Biological process (GO): T-tubule organization; negative regulation of phagocytosis; vesicle fusion
Cellular component (GO): T-tubule; membrane; cytoplasmic vesicle
Source: RefSeq, a predicted model, not a curated record